CGCUUUUCUUUUUGGAGGUUUGUUUUAUAAAUACCAAACCAAAUCAUCAACCUAUCCAUCCUUGGGAGCUACUUAUCAACCAAUAAUGAAACCGCUACGGUGCUUUAGGAUUCGCAAAGUGAACCUUUUAGUAAUCAUCCUAACGUUACUAGGACUAAUAAUAUAUUCAUUGAACUACCAUUUCCAAGUAUCGAUAGAUAAGUCAUUACUAACGUCAAGUUCUAAAGACUUAACCAGGUUAUUCCCCGACCAUUUGGAAAAUCCUUCGGUAGAAGAGAUUCUUGCGGUUAAUGCAACCAUCACCUCCAUUGAGAUAAGAAGAUGUUUGAAAUAUUUCACUUGUAAUUCCAUUCCGGAACCAACUGCUAAGAAAUCAAUUCUUGAAUAUAAGACUCCGUUGAAUCUUUAUUCGAGUUCUUGGUUUGAUUAUCAUAUUUAUAUGGUUUAUGAAAGAACUGAUGAUCUUGAAAAUGUAUUAACUGAUAUCCAAAUAUUACCAAAUGGUAAAGAUCCAAUAACCCCAGCCAAUCAACCGGGCAAAUGGAUUUCUAAUAAGUUCAAUUCUAACAUUAAUAUUUGGUUAUAUUACUCUCCAAAUACCCAUCAAACAAGAAUGAUUAGGGAUAUUGAUGUUCUUUUCGGUCAUAAUGAUCUUUCGGAUGAUCGUCCAUAUUGGAAAUACCAGCCAAAUCCAAUUCUGCUCCCCUUUACUCUGUCAAUACCUCCUCAUUUAUCUUUAUUGAAAUUUAGUCAAGAUGAUUUGAAGGAGGUCGAUAGUAAAUUUAAUGAUUUGAAAGCGAAAAAUAUCAUUUUGAGCAAUCAUGAAAAUUAUAAAAUUAUGCAAAUUAGUGAUUUACAUUUUGGCCAGAAUUUAGGAUUGUGUCUUGAUGGUGAUAAUUCUAAUUGUAAAUCUGAUUAUAAAACAGUUAAAUUCAUGGAACUGGCUAUAAAAGCCGAUAAACCAGAUUUGGUGGUUAUCACUGGAGAUUUAAUUGAUUUCAGAAGAUUGAAAAAUUUUAAAUCAGUUAUUUUGAAGGCACUUUCUCCAAUAUUGAAAAAUCGUAUUCCCUUUGUUUUCACUUUUGGUGAAUCGGAUUAUAAUAUCGAUAAUGAUAUUACUAAAAAAAGAUUUUUAAAGUUCAUCAGUUCUUUACCUCUUUGUUAUAAUAAACCUGAACCUGAAGAUAAUUCUUUACACGGAUUAUCAAAUUAUAAUUUAAACGUUUAUUAUGUUGAAAAUAAUGAUAUUGAUAUAAACAAUCUUGCUUUAAAUAAACCAAAUGCUCAUAUUGCAAUUUUAGAUUCGGAAAAUAAAAAAAUUGAUUCUUCUCAAAUUAAUUAUUUAUACCGUCUUAAUGGUGAUUUUGAUGCUACUUCUAAGAUUUUUAAAUUACUUUUUUUCCAUUAUCCUUUACCCAAUUUCCGUCCUCAAGGUAAAUUUAAACUAAUUGGUGGUUAUAAUAUGAAAAGUAAUUUGAAUUCGGCUUCAAAUCCAAAAUUUAAAAAUGAUAUUAUAAAUAUGGGUUAUCAUGUCGUUUCCGUUGGUCAUGAACAUGAAAAUGAUGCUUGUCUAUUAAGUUACUUGGAUAAUGAUGAUUCUAAACUGAUUUGGCUUUGCUACAAUAGUAUCACUGGUGAUUCCGGCCAAACUGAUUUAAAUAAUGAUUACCAAAGAAAACUUAGAAUGUUUAGUAUGGAUCUUGCUGAUAAUUCCGAAAAUAAAAGAUUAUUAAGUUGGAAAGUUGGCGAAUCUGACGCAGGGGCCAUCGAUUAUCAAAAAAUUUUUUCCUUCUAAACCUUGUAUUAUCUACUCGUUGUACUAUCUGUUAUUUGUUAUGUCUUUACUUCUUUAUGUAUUAAUUCUAUUUAUUAUGUUGC
This is a messenger RNA of Hyphopichia burtonii NRRL Y-1933, 1878 nucleotides long. RefSeq lists its product as uncharacterized. The coding region runs from base 86 to 1795 and encodes 569 amino acids. The record is from RefSeq and is a predicted model, not a curated record. The transcript has a single exon. Gene Ontology annotation, cellular component: cytoplasm. NCBI's taxonomy places the organism in Eukaryota, Fungi, Ascomycota, Pichiomycetes, Serinales, Debaryomycetaceae. Gene Ontology annotation, molecular function: phosphoprotein phosphatase activity.